This is a messenger RNA of Cutaneotrichosporon oleaginosum, 3456 nucleotides long. RefSeq lists its product as uncharacterized. Gene Ontology annotation, biological process: carbohydrate metabolic process. The record is from RefSeq and is a predicted model, not a curated record. Lineage: Eukaryota; Fungi; Basidiomycota; Tremellomycetes; Trichosporonales; Trichosporonaceae. Gene Ontology annotation, molecular function: carbohydrate binding; hydrolase activity, hydrolyzing O-glycosyl compounds.
CGUCUCUUCAUCGUCAUCUCAACAAGCUCGUCAGCUGCGUCUCGUCCUCUUCUCAGCUCUCAGCCAUGCUACACGCGGCUGAUAUUGUGCCCACUCUAGAUCGCGGCCCGCUCGCCGAGCUCCCACGAACUGCUGCUAACAGGAACGGCUGCUGUUAGGUGGCGCUGUUCCAUCUGUUCAUUCCACUAGCAUGGAGCAUGCGACUCGCUGCAGUUGCGCUAGCUGACGAUCCGCACUCGUGACUGGGACCUGAAUGCUUGAUGACAUCCGCCAAGAGCGUCGAGCUUCGGCCCAUCCUCGCCCCACUACAUAAAGGGCGCCAUCUCACCUCCUUCCUCCAUCCAGCUUCGACAUGAAGCUCUCUACAGCGCUCCUUGCGCUUGUGGCGGCCUUGCAGGCCGUCGCGGCGCCCUAUCUCCAUGCUCAAGGCCGCCUGAGAUCCCGACAGGCCGACAAUGGCAUCAUCAACAUCCCCUCGCCCGUCGAGCACACCGGCAAGCCCGAGCAGUGUGCAGGCUACAAGCUGGACAAGAUGCACGAGCACGACUCCGGCUCGGGCUUUGACGGCACCUUAUCCCUCAUCAGCACAUGCAACGCCUACGGCCCCGACUACACGACGCUCAAGAUCCAGGUGCGGCACGAGACAGCGGACCGGCUGCGCGUGCGCAUCACCGACGCGGAGGGCAAGGCACACGUCGUGCCCGACGACGUGGCGCGCUGGCCCAAGAUUGACGAGCACACCGUCACAGCCGACGAGAGCAACCUGCACAUCGAAGUGCAGCACGAGCCCUUUGGGUUCAAGAUCACACGCAAGGCGGACGGCGAAGUGCUCUUCGACACGGUUGGCCACCCGCUCAUUUUCGAGGAGCAGUAUGUACGGGUACGCAGCGCACUCGCGCCCGGCAGCCACAUCCAGGGCCUCGCACAGCACUCGGACAACUUCACCCUGCCCAUCCACGAGGACGGGUACACGCGCACGCUGUGGACACGGGACGCGUACGGUGUACCGGGACGGACUAAUCUGUACGGCGCCCACCCGUUCUACGUCAACCAGAAGGUCGGGGAGGGCGCGAGCGCAAGCGGCACGUUCCUUCUGAGCAGCCAGGGAAUGGAUGUCAAGUUCCCCAACGGGACGCAGGUCGAGUUCAACGCGCUCGGCGGCAUCGUCGACUUGUUCUUUCUCAACGGCCCUACACCGGCCGACGUCGCGCGCCAGGGGUCCCAGAUAUGGGGCAUCAGUGAGCCCGUCCCGUACUGGAGUCUCGGUUUCCACUCGUGUCGCUACGGAUACAUCGACAUUGCGUAUGUCGCUGAGGUCGUAGCCAACUACACCGCCGCGGGCAUCCCCCUCGAGGUGCAGUGGAUGGACAUUGACUAUAUGAAGGACCGCUGGAUCCAGACGCUCGAUCCGGCCCGCUUCGCGCUCGACAAGGUCCGCUAUGUUAUCGACCAGCUGCAGGCCAGCGGCCGUCACAUGAUCGUAAUGGUCGACCCGGCGACGUUCAGCGGCAAGCCCAACGUCUCGGUGGAGAGCUACGAGACGCUCCGGACCGGCAAGGAGCAGGGGAUCUUCCUGGCGUAUGACAACGGCACACUGUACGAGGGUGUCGUGUGGCCCGGCCCGACGGCGUUCCCAGACUGGACGCACGAGCGCGCCCAGGCGUGGUGGGACGCCGAGUUCGAACGAUUCUUCAACCCCGACACGGGUGUGGAUGUCAGCGGCAUCUGGCUGGAUAUGAACGAGCCUGCUAACUUCCUCCCCUACCUCGAGGCUAACAUCUACCGUGUGUCCGCGGAGCGGGGAAUGCCGCCUCUUCGUCCACUACCGCGCAUUAUCCCCCGAUCUAUCCCCGGCUUCGAGGCCUUCACGGCGGGGGAGAAUAUCUCGGCGCCGCUCGGCUCCUCCGGAGGUGGUGGCGGGGCCAGUGGAGCGGGAGGCAGUGAGGGUUCCACCUCCAUGCAAACCUCUGGUUCGCCCAGCGCCUCACAGUCUGCGGAUGCUGCGCCAGCAGAGCCAACCGCGAAUGUAACCCGCCGUUCGCUCACCAAGCGCCAGACCCAGUCACCGUUGCCCAGCACGCUCGACGACUAUCUCUCUCCCGCACUCGACAGCAAGUGGCUGUACCCGCCGUACCGUAUCCAGGACCGGCGCGCGCCGCCAUCCUCGGCUGGCGACCAGGCGGGCCUGAAGAACAUAUCCGACUUUUCAGCGCGCACGGACCUCGUACAGGCGAACGGCGCGCGUACGUACGAUGAACACAACCUCUACGGUUCGAGGCACGCGAUUGUGACGCACAACUCGCUCCUCAAGCGGCGCCCAGGGAAGCGGGCGUUCACAAUCGCGCGCUCGAGCUUCAGCGGCACGCCGUCGUCCAUCUGGAUGGGCGACAAUCUGUCCACGUGGGGGCAGUACAUCCAGACGAUCCGGCAGAUGCUGCAGUUCGCGGCUGUGUCGGGAGUGGGGGUGGUGGGGGCCGACUCGUGCGGCUUCGGCGGCAACACGACCGAGACGCUGUGUGCGCGGUGGGCAUGGCUCGGGGCCUUUAACACGUUCUACCGAAACCACAAUGAGAUCAGCAGUAUCAGCCAAGAGUUCUAUCUCUGGAACCUGACGACGGUAGCGGCGCGCGCCGCCGGCCACGUCCGCCUCCAGCUCCUCGACUACACGUACUCGUUCUUGCAGCAGCACGGGGAGGACGGCACGCCAGCACUGUGGCCCUUGUCGUGGGUUCAUUCAGAGGACGCACAGACAAUUGGCGUUGAAGCGCAGUUCUACUACGGUCCGCACCUCCUCGUGUCUCCCGUAGUAGAGGAGAACAGCACGAGCGUGACAUUCUACCUCCCCGCGACGCGCUACUACGACUUCUUUACGCUCGUGGCCGUCGAGGGCGCCGGUGCCAAAAUUACCCUCAAUGGCGUGGGAUACGACACUAUGCCGCUGCACAUCAAGAGCGGCGCGGUGGUGCCCCUGCGCCAUGGCACGGCCAUGACGACUGCCGAGAACCGGCGCCUACCCUUCCGCCUCAUCGUUGCGCCGGACGCGCACGGCGCCGCGCACGGAUACCUGCGCCUGGACGACGGCGAGAGCGUCGACAUGGGCGAUAGUGUGAGCGACAUCCGCUUCGACUUCAAGGACGGCACGUUUCGCGUCUCGGGUACGUUUGGAUAUGGAGACUGCCAUGCGCUCGACUCGAUCGUGUUUGCGGGACAGGAGGAGAAAAUUGCAUGGAUCGACGGCAAGGCGUGCGAGGCCGACUACGAUGCCAAGGCCAAGACGCUGACGGUGUCGAAUCUCGGCCGCAAGUUGGACGGCGAGAUGACAGUCGAGCUGAAGUAGCCGACCACGACCGAGCCCAGCCGGACGGGGCGUCAGUAGUUAAUAGACGCGCAGUCACGCGGAAUGGAUGCUGUAGUUUGCCUAGAUCGCAGAGUACGAUGGACAGGACUGCGCUCGGA